ACGGAGCGCACUGUGCACCGAGAGGAGAAACUCGCAGAAGAGCCGGAAAAGUGCGCGAGGAGAGGCGCGAGCGGAGAGAAAGAGGAGGAAAAGUGUGUGAGGCAGAGAGAGAGCGUGCGCGUGCGGCACUUCUCCCAGCAGCGGCAUGUCGCUCCCCGGCUCCCCUCCGCUGCUCUCGCCGGGCUCCGGCGCGCCGACCCCGGUGGCGCUGUACCGCUCCGGACCGGAGGGGCUCCACACCUCCUCCUCCUCCGCGUCCUCCGCCGCCGCCGCCACCGGCACGUCCAGCCCGGCGCACGCCAACUCGCACGCGCACUCGCUGUCCCCGUCCCCGCGGCUGACCAGCGGCAUGCUGAGCGCCUUCCUGCCGGGGCCCCUGGGCGGCCUGGGCUCGCUGACCCCCGGCGGCUCCCCCGGCCUGCCGCAGCCCUCCGCCGGGCCGUGCAGCGAGUGCAAGCUGGUGGACGUGCACGGCGUGAAGGUGGCCAGCUUCAGCGUGGACGGCCAGGAGCUGAUCUGCCUGCCGCAGGUGUUCGACCUCUUCCUCAAGCACCUGGUGGGGGGGCUGCACACCGUCUACACCAAGCUGAAGCGGCUGGACAUCUCCCCGGUGGUCUGCACCGUGGAGCAGGUGCGCGUCCUGCGCGGGCUCGGCGCCAUCCAGCCCGGCGUCAACCGCUGCAAGCUCAUCUCCAGGAAGGACUUCGAGACGCUGUACCAGGACUGCACGAGCGCCAGCUCUCGGCCAGGCCGUCCGCCCAAGCGCUGCUCUGGUGCGGGGAUCCAGGAAAGCCCCAGGCUGCUCCACCCGGGCCUCCCCGGCCUGCUGUCCCCCAACCUGCUGUCCCACACUGGUCUCACAGCGGCGGCCAUGGCCGAGCUCCAAAAGCUUCAGAAGAUGAAGAUGAUGAUGAGUCUGCAGAACGGCAACGAGUCGGACAACGAUGACCUGCACUCCAACACAGGAGGGAGUGAGUGUUCCUGGGACAAGGAGCGCCUGACCAGCCCCCCUGCUGGAGCCCACAGCGGAGGACCAGGAGGAGGAGGAGCAGGCGGAGGUGGGGGGGCUCCGGCGGUGGGAGGAGGAGGAGCUGGAGGAGGUGUGGCAGCAGGAGGCGCCGGGAGGGGGCCCGCCUUAGGAGCUGUCAAUCAACAGCAGCUCCAGCAGCAGCAGCUACUGGCUAACAGGUUGGACCUGCCCUUCAUGAUGAUGCCCCACCCCCUGCUGCCCAUGGGGCUGCCCCCGGCCUCCGUCGCCAUGGCGAUGUCCCAGAUGAACCACCUCAACACCAUCGCCAACAUGGCCGCCGCAGCCCAGCAGAUACACACUCACGUCCACCGCGCGCCCGUCAUCAAGGAGAGAGUGUGUGACAGCCCGUCUCUGUCCCCGUCUGUGGACGAAACCAACACUCCUCUGCAGUCACAGCCCAGCAGCUCGGCCUCCAGCUCACCCGAGAGACUGGGACUGGUGUCGGCUGAUGCGGACGUCGCGUUGACCAACUCUGCUCCACCCAUCAAGAAAAUAACAAAGGACAAAGACGAGUCCUCGUUGGGUCAGAGCCUCCCGCCGGGGUUCCCCGCUCCGUUCCUGUUCGCCGACGGCCUGUCGUCAGUGGAGACCCUGCUCACCAACAUCCAGGGCCUGCUGAAGGUGGCCGUGGAGAACGCCCGGGUGCAGGACAAACAGAUCCAGGCGGAGAAGCGGGAGCUGAAGAUGGAGCUGUACCGGGAGCGGGAGAUGAGGGAGAGCCUGGAGCGGCAGCUGACCUCUGAACUCCAGAGCCGAGCCUCCAUCCAGAAGCGACUGAAGAAGGAGAAGAAGGCCAAGAGGAAGCUGCAGGAGGCGCUGGAGUUCGAGUCCAAGAGGCGGGAGCGAGUGGAGGACGCCCUCAAACACUCGUCCUCGUCCUCCCCGUCCCCCGAGCCGCUGCACGCCGCCAGCAACAACAGCGGUACGACGCUGCUGGAGCCGAAGACAAACCUGAACUUAAUGGAAACCAGCAAGACAACGGCGCUGUACAGGAAUCCCGGCCGUUUCUGAAGACUCCCCUGAUGUUCUAGAAGCUCCGCCUCCAUUGAAGCCCCUGCCCUUUCCUCCCCCCUCCCCUCCCCCCACUGCACAGAAGAACUGCACCAGCCACGAAGCAGGACGGCGGGGCUCCAGACACUUUUUCUAGAAAACGCUCCGGAACAUUGAGACCACGCUCCGGCCUGCUCUCUCUCUCUCUUCUUCUCUCCUGGUUUUUAGACUCCGGCUCUGUUCUGUUUCUGUCGCUGCACCUGAACUCCUGGAACUCCGGUUGGUUUUUCGAGAAAAGGAUCCGGGCGCCGCUUUUGGACGCUGCCGGAUUCACGGCGAGGGCCGACGAAGCGAGCUUCUGCUUGGCGGCUCUGAAGUCAGAGACUUGAAAACCUUCCAGCUACCAAAAAAAAAAAAACGGACCGAGAACGAGGCGAGAGCGGCUCCUCGCGCUCUGAUUGGACGAUGAGUAGUAAGUGGGAGGAGCCUAGCGUCGGAGGGAUAGAGCGGUUUUCAUCACACGACACAAAAAUAAAAGUUUAAAAAAAUGCUUGAAGGAUAGAAAGUGAGGAGAACCGUCUCUGGAGUCAGUUCCUCCUCCUCCCCCUCCUCCAUCCUCUCUUCCAUUUUUUUUUUUUUUUUUUUGCAUGAUUCCUCUCGUGACUCCUCUCAACAUGUUGGAUGCAGCUUUUCCAUGUAUAAAGUAUUUUCUAUCACCCCUGAAAGAGGAACAAUAAAAAAAAAAAGACUUUCAGUAGAUCCAGAAAAGACGAGAUGAGGAGAAACUAUCGGGGUUUUUUUUACGACGAUGAAGUGAUUUUUAAGACACGGACUCCUUCCCGCCACCGGGGGCGCCGCAGACUGAAGGAGGAGCGCUUGAUUCGUCCUCAGCAAUACGGGGACACCAGACGACCUUUGACCCCCCCCCCCCCACUUCCGUUUGAUGAACUACUAAAGAGUGCAGACUGUUGUGUUUCCGUUCAUCCCACUGUGUGUUUCCUGGGUUUAUUUGUUGAUUACUACUCUUUGACAUGUGUG
This is a messenger RNA of Salarias fasciatus (jewelled blenny), 3058 nucleotides long. RefSeq names its product dachshund homolog 2-like. The record is from RefSeq and is a predicted model, not a curated record. Gene Ontology annotation, cellular component: transcription regulator complex; nucleus. Gene Ontology annotation, biological process: regulation of transcription by RNA polymerase II. The transcript has 12 exons. Gene Ontology annotation, molecular function: DNA-binding transcription factor activity, RNA polymerase II-specific; RNA polymerase II cis-regulatory region sequence-specific DNA binding. Bases 146 to 2041 code for a protein of 631 amino acids. NCBI's taxonomy places the organism in Eukaryota, Metazoa, Chordata, Actinopteri, Blenniiformes, Blenniidae.